This is a messenger RNA of Pseudoliparis swirei, 1928 nucleotides long. RefSeq lists its product as uncharacterized. Lineage: Eukaryota; Metazoa; Chordata; Actinopteri; Perciformes; Liparidae. The transcript is spliced from 2 exons. The coding region runs from base 708 to 1928 and encodes 406 amino acids. The record is from RefSeq and is a predicted model, not a curated record.
GGAAAUUGGAAAUUUUGAAAAGAAAAAUCUCACAAUCAGGUGUUGUUAACAGACGUGUUUUGAAAACUGUUGGGUUCUCUAGUGGGUGUGUGCACCAGGUUGGCGCACACUUCUCAGGGAAAACAGUUAGCAGUUUUUAGAGAUAGCAGCGGUCACUGACUUGCCUUAGUCAUUCGUGUGUAUUGUUUAGAGUGCAUGCGUCUGGUGAAUCCUGAAAAUGUAUUGACGUCGACGUAAUACACAAGUGACUAGAGAUGGGUAGUGCUCAGAGAAGAGGGGGGACUAGUUGGAACCAUGUCGUCUUUCCGACCCUGUGUGAGUUUAUGUCAGAACAUUAUCCGGGCAGUUUAGAUCAAAUACAAAAAUGGAUAGAAGUUGGUUUUCCUUCAAACGGAAGUUUGAGUGUGAAUCAAUUAAAACAGUUGGAGGUGCAACUGAGGGAGAUGUGAUAUUUAAGGCAGACUGGGAAGCUUUUGGAAUGUGGGAAUUUGAGUCAAAAAAAAGGGAGAGACAGAGAUUGAAAGCAUUUAAUUCGCUAAAUUCAAAAAAACCUACAAAGAAUGUUAACAAGUGUCAUUGCAUUCACCCAAAUACUGUGUAUCCUUGUCUUUCUGAGGUACUGAGAGAAUCGGUGGCUCCAGACCUGGAUUCCGCCCCCCCCCUUUCCUCCUCCUCCUCAGUCAAAUGCAGCACACGCUUCAGCAAACAUGAGAAGUGGACAGCAGCCAGAUUCAAUCACCAACGAGACGACCUCCUCACCGGCCGUGACCCGCCUACAGUCUCAACAGGAGAGGGCCAUGUUGCAGGAAGAGAGGGAGGCUCUCAUGCCAAUGAAAGAAGUGGUGGGGGCAGAAGGCCUGAUGCAGGUUUUAGGACCCGAGUCAGAUGCAGAUAUAAAUGAAGCAAUGAUUCAUGUCUGCAAUCCAAAAAACGAUCUCACUAAAUGGGAGACUGAUCUUAGGCAAUUUGUCGGACAAUAUCGUCCCACCAUGUUACAAUUACGGCGUUUGAUGGGCAAGGUGCUGAAACAUGAUUAUCACAAAAUUCGGAAUGUUUUCAACAUUGCAAGAAUGACUUUCCACCUGAGUGAGCCACUCUACGAGGAUCCCAAAAAUUUGGAUUUUCGAGAUGCUGUUGAUGUCCUCAUUGCAACCGUAAAAGAAACGUUCCAUUUGAAACUAAACCUUUCCGAUAUCACCUCUUUGUCACAAGGGCCACAAGAGACAUGCAGUUUCUGUCUGUCACGCCUGACGACAGCCUUUAACACUCAAUGCAGCUUCACCGGACACAGUCCAAGAGGGACACAGACUCUGGAACAAUGCAAAGACCAUCUGGAAGAGCGUUUUGUGAGCGGGACGAGACCAAAACUCCGGCAGAUGGUGAGAAAAUCAUAUGUUCCACGAACAGAUGUCCUAAAGCACGCUGAACAUGCUAAGACGGAGUUGCACAGAAAAGAGAUGCUUGCAAUGAUCAACACGCUUGCAAGGCAAAUACGGAAUAUUCCCCCAUGGCAACUUGGGAGGACAAGAGGUCGCGGCAGAGGCAGAAUGGAUCUGACCUUGGAAAGAUAUGAUUCAAGUGUGUGCUACAACGGCGGAGGGCAUGGACACUGGCGAACAGAGUGUCCGGAGCCCAAAAAGGAAGACCCACUUUCUACACGUCUGAGCGGAGGGAGGCGGGGGAGGGGCGGAUCCAAGAGACGGACAACCCUCUCCAGGGAAAACAACACUUCACACACAGGUGAAAGCUGCACUUCCCUCACCAGCCACUGCGAUCCAGCAUCACCUGAAACCAGGAGACUGGGUGCUCAUCAAGGAUCACAGGAGAAAGCAUUGGAAGCAGAGACGCGACACGGGUCCCUUCCAAGUACUCCUGACCACAGAGACGGCGGUGAAAGUGGAAGGAAAAGCAACAUGGGUCCACGCUAG